This is a messenger RNA of Phyllopteryx taeniolatus (common seadragon), 1527 nucleotides long. Its product is annotated as guanine deaminase-like. Gene Ontology annotation, cellular component: cytosol. The record is from RefSeq and is a predicted model, not a curated record. NCBI's taxonomy places the organism in Eukaryota, Metazoa, Chordata, Actinopteri, Syngnathiformes, Syngnathidae. Gene Ontology annotation, biological process: guanine catabolic process. Bases 16 to 1428 code for a protein of 470 amino acids. Gene Ontology annotation, molecular function: zinc ion binding; guanine deaminase activity. The transcript has 15 exons.
UCAGAAGCUUGCUACAUGAUCAGACAACUUUCAGACUGGAUGUGUGCUGCCAAGAUUGAUAGCGCUGAAGACGCGAUGGCAAACCCGCACAGCCCUUUUGCAAAGACUCUGCGUGUCUUCAGGGGAACUUUUAUUCAUGCCUCCCGGGAAGAAGUACUGCAGGUCCUUGCAGAUGCUCUACUGGGAGUCGAUGCCGAGGGAAAGAUCAUCUUCAUUGGGGAAGGCAAAGAGCUGGAUAAGAUGUCUAAAAACUUCGGAUUUCGUCCCUCUGCAGUAACUCAACUGGAAACACACGAAUUCUUCAUGCCAGGAAUGGUGGACACCCACAUCCAUGCCCCCCAGUACAGCUACAUUGGCACAGCCCUAGACAUGCCGCUGCUUGACUGGCUCAACAAAUACACCUUUCCAGUGGAGUCUCGCUUUAAAGACAAGAGUUUUGCACAGAAAGUCUACACACAAGUUGUGAGAAGAACUCUGAGAAAUGGAACAACCACUGCUUGUUAUUUUGCCACAAUACAUAAGGACUCCUCUCUUCUGCUGGGCCAUAUUGCAAAUGAAUUUGGACAGCGAGCCUUGGUAGGCAAAGUGUGUUCGGACAGGAACCGCUUUUCAGAACAAUAUAAAGAGACAUUUCAGGAGUCCAUUGAGGAAACCUCUCGAUUCAUCUCAGAACUCCUGGAUAAGAAGUAUGCUCUCGUGAAGCCGGUGGUGACACCUCGCUUUGCUCGGUGGUGCUCGGGACCCUUGUUGAGUGAACUGGGACAACUGGCUAAGAAUAAAAACCUGCAUAUUCAGAGUCAUAUUGCUGAAAUUUAUGACAGUGUGAACGUUGUGAAGGAGCUCUUCCCUGAUUCCAAUUCUUUCACAGAUGUUUACCAUAAACACAGCCUGCUUACCAACAAGACGGUGAUGGCGCAUGGGUGCCAUCUGAGUGAUGAAGAGUUGACCUUGUUCAGGGAGACAGGAGCAUCUUUGUCUCACUGUCCGAACUCCAACAUCUCGUUGCGCAGUGGGGUCCUCAAUGUCCGUAACGUCCUGAACCACAAAGUGAAGGUGGGCCUGGGAACAGACGUGGCAGGUGGCUACUCAGCGUCAAUGCUGGAUGCUGUGAGGAGAGCCUUGGACACAUCCAAAAUUCUGACCAUACAGGAGCCUGAACAUCAGACGCUCACCUUUGAGGAGGCGUUCAGGUUGGCUACAUUGGGAGGCAGCCAAGCUUUGUCCCUGGAUAACCAAAUUGGAAAUUUUGAAGUGGGCAAAGACUUUGACGCUCUGAGGGUGAAUGUAGCAGUUCCGAGUGGCCCCAUUGACUUGAUCCAGCAUGAGGAACCAAAGAUUCUUCUGGAGAAGUUCUUGAAUUUGGGUGACGAUCGGAACAUAGUUGAGGUUUAUGUGGCUGGAAGGAGGGUGGUGCCGUUCUCCGAGUAAAUCCUCAAGCACACCUUCACAUCACUUGCUUAAAAUGUUGCUUAUCCUCAUUGAUAAAAGCCAUCCAGUCAACUUAAUAAAAUCUACAACUUGAUAAAA